Lasiodiplodia theobromae is the source of this 1890-nucleotide messenger RNA. RefSeq names its product Cyclin PHO80-like protein. The coding region runs from base 1 to 1890 and encodes 629 amino acids. Gene Ontology annotation, molecular function: protein kinase binding; cyclin-dependent protein serine/threonine kinase regulator activity. The record is from RefSeq and is a predicted model, not a curated record. Gene Ontology annotation, cellular component: cyclin-dependent protein kinase holoenzyme complex; nucleus. Gene Ontology annotation, biological process: regulation of cyclin-dependent protein serine/threonine kinase activity. The transcript has 2 exons. Lineage: Eukaryota; Fungi; Ascomycota; Dothideomycetes; Botryosphaeriales; Botryosphaeriaceae.
AUGCUGCAACUACAGAGACCCCAGUCAAUGCCUCACGCCCUCUCUCUGGACCGCUCGCAGCCCGCCUCCGCCUACCCGCACAAGCACCACCACCACGACCAGCUCCCGCUGAGGUUCGAGAAUCGGCAGGCACGGCCAAGCACACUUGGCACCCCUUCUGUCGACAUGGCGAGUGUCCAUAGAGGCCACAAUGCCUUGCCGCAGCCUGUGGGUAGCUAUGCUGUUCAAAGACCUGGCGAGGCCGCCUUCGUCCCCAAGCCGCAGCAUGUCCACCAAGCUCCGGAAGCGAACACCAACACCAUGACGACUACUCACAGGCCCGCCUACCAGAACGGCUCCCAGCAGCCUGUCUACCGCCCUCACAGCCCGUCCCGGAGCACCAAUGGCCACAGCUCCGAGGACUACCGCAACGCGAGAAGAGCUUCGAACCAAGCUAUUGCCGCCUCUCUGCAAAUUCCCACGUCAAUCCACACCCCGCAGACCAGCAUGCCGCAACUUGCUGCCGAAAUCACAUGUCUUUUCUGGUUCGAGAACUCAUCCACCCUGCAUCAGGCUCUCGACUCGCUUUCGCCGCCGCCGACUGGCCUUGUUCCCGACGCCCAGCCCACGACCGGUUUCAGGAAAUGGGUCACGACCAUUCUUUCAACUACCCAAGUUACGCAGAACGUGGUCAUCCUCGCUCUCCUGUUCAUCUACCGGCUCAAGACCAUCAAUCCUGGAGUGAAGGGAAAGCCCGGCAGUGAGUACCGGCUGCUCACGGUGGCAUUGAUGCUGGGAAACAAGUUUUUGGACGACAAUACGUACACGAACAAAACUUGGGCGGAUGUGUCCGGGAUUUCGGUUCAAGAAGUGCACAUCAUGGAGGUUGAGUUUCUGAGCAACAUGAAGUAUAACUUGUUUACUUCAGCGGAGGAGUGGGGUGAGUGGCAUGCCACACUUGGCAAGUUCGGAACGUUCUUUGAAAGAGCUUCUCGGGCACCCUUGGAAACUUCCUCUAGGGCACUUGGCCCUCCGACUCCGACGCUUCGCGUGCCUCCGAAUCUCCCGUCGCCGCCGCAUUCGACGCAAGCAUCGCCUCCUUACCUCAAUGGCUUCUCCCCGAACAACGCCAAUUCGUACUCGAACACGCCGACACUACUGCCUCAAAUUAGCUCCGCCGCCGUCUCGCCGAUCGGACCAUUGCCCGAGCUGAACUUGCGGCCCGGCUCGAGAAAGCGCAGUUACGACGACCAGGCGCAGGAGCCGGCCCCGAAGCGGCCGCUGAGGAACUUCGCUCCGACCGAAACCCAGCCAGCGUACACGAGCGUUCCUCAACAAUCGGCACUAACCCAACCAGCUUCGCAACCCACGAGUGUCCCUCCGAUGCUGCCACCUCUCCCCAAUCUCUCGGUGCCUCAGCUGCCGCCUCCGAACACCAGGUCGAAUUCUCUGGUGUACCCUCCCCCGAUGCAGUGGUCUCAACCAUCGUCGAUGCCCCCGGCUCCCGCGGCUACGCUCCCACCAGCGAUCUCAAUUCCGCAGUCCCAGCCUGCUCCUUCGCGUCAGCUGAGCCCACUACCUACCGAUUCUUCCGCCAGUUCGCCCCUGCACCCUUCGUUCGGGCCGGGUGCUCCCAAGCAGAACAGGCUCUCUCCUUCAUUUUACCUCUCGCAACGCAGCUCGCCUUACAGGCCUGUUAGAACUGUGAAUACGCUUUUGGUUCCUCCUCCUUCAUCAUCGAUCAGCCAGCCCCCGCGCCUUGGUUUCGAUCAGAUGCAGUACCAGCCACUCGGAAGGCCGUCGAACGAGCGUCGCGCUGGUCCCCUCCCCUACAUGAACCACGACGCCUGGCCCACGACGAACCAAUUCAACCAGUGGCCUGUUCUUCCUCAACCGAAUUUCUCACGAUAG